This is a messenger RNA of Aspergillus niger, 2037 nucleotides long. RefSeq lists its product as uncharacterized. NCBI's taxonomy places the organism in Eukaryota, Fungi, Ascomycota, Eurotiomycetes, Eurotiales, Aspergillaceae. The transcript has 4 exons. The record is from RefSeq and is a predicted model, not a curated record. Bases 1 to 2037 code for a protein of 678 amino acids.
AUGGCGACUGAACGCUCUUUGGGCGCUCUUCUGAGAUCGCUUCAAUACUCAUCUGACCUUCAGGAUGUCUUCACUUUGCUUCCCACGGCGACAAGCCUUUUGACCGUUCUUGGAAAUCCUCUGAAUAUUACUCUGCUCGCAUCGCAGCUGCUAGCAACCCCAGCAAUUUGGGACCGCCCUGUCGAUCUUCUCACGUGUCGCAAGAUCCUCAGCAUAUUCAACACAGCCGCCAUCGCGAUAGUACAAAGCGAAGCUUCUGACGAUUCGAGGACACCCUACACAAAGGCUAGGAAGAUUGAACGUGAGGACUGGGUUAAAGCUGUUGUCAAUGGAGCGGAUGAUAAGUCGCCGCGAUGGAGACACACAAUCUUGAUUGGGGGGUUACUGCUGGGAUUCGAGGGACAGAACAGACAGGGGUUGCCGUGGCACGUCCGGCGUAAGUUGGAAAGGGCGCUUGUGACGGCUGCACAGCUUGCGCUCGAGGAGCUGGAUCCCCGGAAUGAGAUUGACGGUCGUUGUGUCACCAUGGUUCUGAACUACUCCUUUGAACUGCUAUCGGACUCCGAAAGGAGCAAGCUUGACUACGACAUCUUGCUACCCGUCAUGGUCAAUGCCACCUAUGCAUCACCUGAAGGCUUGGAGGGAGGAUACUUCCUAGGUACUGUGGACAAAGACAUUGUGGAAGCCCCUGGCAAGCAAUUCCAGUGGUUGGCACAGUCUGACACGUUUGCUCGUGUGACGGCGAUCUCAUCUAGUCCUCUCGUGUCUGCCCUAGGGCCUCUGUCCCGGCUCAUGGCGCAUGCCAUUGAAAACGCAAAAGACCCUGGUCUGGUUGCUCAGACUUUGGACCACAUCACGGACUUUGUGCGUACACUUAUGGUGCAGUGGCGGCUCAACAAGUUAUCGGAGGUCGACAAAUCUGAGGAAGCUGAGUUCCUUGACGCCGAGUCGUUGAGGACCACCAUCCCAGGACUUUGGAGACUGCUUCGUAAUUGCUUAUAUUCCAUUGUCAUUGUUCUCCGGGCUGUCCUGGGAAGAGUGAUCAACGACCCUGUAUUGGCUGCUCACCGCAGUGCUCCGUUCAUAUCCAUGCAGGUUCUCCAUAUUCUGCGGAAUCUCUAUUUCAUAUCAUCCCGCAUGGGCCAGAACGCUUCUUCGCAGCACAUGUUCGUGACCUUAACAGCCGUGGAUAUCCUCUCACAUUAUCCCGAUCUAGCCGAGAAUUUUCUGAGAAGCAUCAAGCCCAGUGAGCUCGGCCAGAUCCCCGACCAUCCUAUCGAGCGAUGCCUGGACCUGUUCUUCCUCAACACGUCGGAGCUUUUUACACCCUUGCUAUCACCCGCAUGCAGCGAAGAGCUUCUCGUUGCAGCAGCCGUUCCUUACCUUCCAGCAGGCGGAAAUAACCAUCUCCUCGAGAUCUUCGAAGCCGCCCACAGCACGGUCCUAGCCGUAUUCGCCAUCCCGAACAACGCCGCCGUAGCAGCCAAACAUCUCCCAUUCUACAUCGACAACCUAUUUUCUGUAUUCCCCGAAAACCUCUCAGCCCGUCAAUUCCGACUAGCCUUUAAAACCGUCAUCCAAGUCACGGCACCCCCCUCCCCAAUCCGCCAACACCCAGCGUCUCCUCCCAUCCACCCUCCUCGAAGUUCUNUACGACCGAGCACUCCACGCAUCCGACCAACUACUCCCCGAACCAACAUCGACGCAACUCGAGGGCCCCGACCUCGGCAAAUCCCCGCCCGUGAGUGGCUUCCUCUCACGGCGCACUUGCUCAACACCAUCAAGACCCCGGAUAUGCAUAAGCAAUGCGUGGAACGGUUCUGGGAGGCGCUGAGUAGCGGCGAGAUGGAUGUUGAACGGGCGCAUUUCUGCGUCACGUGGUGGAGUACGCGUGGUGGGAGGGAGCUCGUUCUUUAUGGGGAUGACUUCGGGGCCGAUGCGGAACAUAGGCAUGAUGAGGCUGAGGGACAGGGACAGGAACAGGGGGCGUAUAUGAGUGGUGCUCUUGGUGCGGUGGCGAGGGAGAGUAAGCUUUAG